Molecule: messenger RNA, 1626 nt
Organism: Myxozyma melibiosi
Lineage: Eukaryota; Fungi; Ascomycota; Lipomycetes; Lipomycetales; Lipomycetaceae
Product: homoserine-O-transacetylase
Exons: 5
Coding region: 194-1618 (474 amino acids)
Biological process (GO): L-homoserine metabolic process
Molecular function (GO): homoserine O-acetyltransferase activity
Source: RefSeq, a predicted model, not a curated record
GCGGGCGAUGAGUAUUACAGUUUUGGUGAGGCUCGAAAUUUAGGCCUUCUCGCUCGCUGCUAUCGUCGUGUGCUCUGCUCUAUCGCCAUCGUCCACUUUCUAUCUUCUAUCCACAACUCAGAUCUCCCACAAUUACAAUAGAAUUUACUCCGAUAGUCUCUUACAGUAUCACUUUAUACUAUAACAAUAUCUAAUGUCGCAGCAGUCUCGUUAUGAACGAGUCUUCGAACAACCCGAGAACCCGUUCUCGAAAAUAGUCUCGGGCCAGACCUAUGCCAUCAUCCCCGAGUUCACGCUCGAGUCCGGCAUCUCGCUGCGCCAGUUCCCGGUCGCGUACAAGACGUGGGGGAAACUCAACGCGAGCAGGAAUAACGUCAUGGUCAUCUGCCAUGCGCUGACCGGCUCCGCUGAUGUUAAUGAUUGGUGGGGUCCGUUGAUUGGACCUGGCAAGGCAUUCGAUACCUCGAGAUUCUUCAUCGUGUGUAUGAACUCACUAGGCUCGCCCUACGGCUCUGCCUCGCCAUGUACAAAAAACAUAGAAACCGGCGAGAUCUUUGGCCCCGAAUUCCCUCUCGUCACCGUCCGCGACGACGUCAAUAUCCACCGCUUGAUCCUCGACGAUCUCGGAAUCAAGCAGAUCGCGGUUGUGAUUGGCGGCUCGAUGGGCGGCAUGCUAGUCUUGGAGUACGCAUUUUUCGGUCCCGAGUACGUGCGCUGUAUCGUGCCCUUGGCGACCUCGUCGCGACACAGCGCGUGGUGCAUUUCGUGGGGCGAGGCUCAGCGGCAGUGUAUCUACUCUGAUCCAAAGUAUGAUGAUGGAUACUACUCCUUUGACGAUCCACCAAACACAGGCCUCGGCGCAGCACGCAUGUCGGCGCUACUAACCUACCGCUCGCGCAACUCAUUCGAAUCCAAGUUCGGCCGCAACAUCCCCGACCCCGCCCGCCACCGCACCAUCAACGCGCCGCAACGCCAGCCCGAGAACGUGUCGGAGGAGAACUGGGCGGUCCACAACGACGGCCUCAAGAACGGCAAGAAAUUGAGCUCGUCGCCUGGAGGCACGCCGACGCCCGACAGCGAGAGCGACCUGUCGUCGUCGUCGUCGCUGAGUAAGACGUCGUCGAGUACCUCGCUCCAAGGACUCUCGAAGCGGCGGCCGCAGACGUACUUCACCGCGCAGAGUUACCUGCGGUACCAGGGCGAGAAAUUCGUCAAGCGGUUCGACGCAAACUGCUACAUUGCCAUCACGCGCAAACUCGACACGCACGAUGUCUCGCGCGACCGCGGCGGGAGCGUGCGCGAAGUGCUAGCGACGCUCAAGCAGCCUGCGCUGGUUAUUGGGAUCGAGUCUGAUGGACUGUUUACGUUUGCAGAGCAGGAAGAGAUCGCGACGUAUAUACCCAACGCGCGGCUGGAGAAGAUUGAUUCGCCCGAGGGACACGAUGCGUUCUUGCUCGAGUUUGCGCAGGUUAAUCGGUAUAUCGUGAGUUUCCUGCAGGAGACGUUGCCGGAUAUUAUGGGUAAGGAGGGCGCGAGUAUCGUGUCGGAUGAUGAGGAGCUCGCGGAGGUGCGCUAUAGUAGUACGGUGGGCGAGGUCGAGGAUCUUACGAGUUGGUGAUGUAAAAU